Messenger RNA from Gasterosteus aculeatus aculeatus (three-spined stickleback), 5415 nucleotides. The record is from RefSeq and is a predicted model, not a curated record. Lineage: Eukaryota; Metazoa; Chordata; Actinopteri; Perciformes; Gasterosteidae.
GCGAGUGCGUGGGGUUUCCUUUAGUUUCACCUUUGUAGAGAUGAGGCUUUUAUUCUGAAAUGUGGAAGGGUGCUUGUCACCGAAUAUUACCAACGUCUUUAUAACGUUCGGCGAUUGAAAGACUUGGAGCGGCAGCGAGCAGUUUCCCCCAUCUUCUCAGGCGGUGGUCUGUGACGUCAUCGCAGCCCCGCCCCUCCACGCUCCUCUCCCGUUAGGUCCACCUGACUCUCUGAGCAGCGAUGAGUCACUCAGCGAGCUGAAUACCUCGCGGAUUAUUCCUUUGCCGUACAUACGCGUCCUCUGGGUUUUAAGACACAAGGGGAGGAGGGGGUCUGCAAGACGUCAGUAUCUGAGGAUCCCGAGCGUCGGCCAGCAGGAGGCACGAUGGGAGUCUCUGUGGUCUGUGUGGUGGUGCUGGCGUUCAUCCGUCACAGCCACAGCCUGACGUUACAAAACACCGUCUACAGGUCAACAAGGUCUCAGGAAAUAGUCGAUCCCAGCGAUUGUGUGUCCAGGACCAAGCCGAUGGUCUUUACAAACUCCCACAACUUCUCUCUGGACAUUCAGAUGCCUGGUGUCGUCCCAACUGCGUCGGAUACUUACCUGUGCACGGCAAUCGCUCUGCCAACCACUCGAGAGGCGUAUAUUGUGGACUUCAUGCCUCACGCCAGUAUGGACACAGUUCAUCACAUGCUUCUGUUCGGCUGCCAGACUCCUGUGUCCUCCAGCAGCUACUGGGACUGUGGGAGUGUAAAAGGCACUUGUGAAGAUGAACCCUCCAUUAUGUACGCCUGGGCUCGGAACGCACCGCCCACUAGAUUACCCAAAGAUGUUGGUUUUAAAGUCGGAAGAAAUUCUGGAAUGUCCCACCUUGUGCUGCAGAUCCAUUAUGGAGAUGCCAGUGCUUUCAAAGACCGUCAUAAAGACUGCUCAGGAGUUACCUUAAGAAUGACAUCCAAGCCGCAGCCAUUCAUUGCUGGCAUUUACCUGCUCAUGUCUGUGGACACAGUGAUCCUUCCAGGAAAAAGAGUUACAAAUGCCGACAUCGCUUGUGACUACACGUCAUAUCCCAUCUACCCGUUUGCCUUCAGGACUCACACACACCACCUCGGUCAAGUGGUCAGUGGCUACAGGAUCCGAGAGGGAAGGUGGAACCUGAUUGGAAGACAGUCCCCUCAGCGACCACAGGCUUUCUAUCCGGCCAACAAGGAGAUGAACGUGAAGUAUGGGGACACAAUUGCAGCCAGAUGUGUGUUUACGGGGGAGGGCAGAACCUCCAAAACAUAUAUUGGCGGUACCUCUGACGAUGAAAUGUGCAACUUCUAUAUAAUGUACUACAUGGAGAGCAAACAUGCCAUCCCCUACAUGAACUGCAUGGGUUCCGGCUCCAAGGAUCUGUUCCAGCACAUUCCAGCUGAGGCCAAUGUUCCCAUCACUGUCAGUUCAGGUCAUAUGAACUCGAUGAUGCAUAUGGGACACUCAACAGAUGACAAAUUGGCGUUGGAUAAAGACAAAGCAGAGCAGGUUCCGGAUCAGGGUGACCUCUAUUCUCUUAUGUCCAAGUUGCUAGGCCAGAACAACAACGUAGCUCACAUUCAUAAGUACAGUCCGAGCAAGAUGCGCAGCGUCCAGGCUGAGUUAAUGUCUCAGAUUGAUAGCUUGAUGCAAAAGAAAGAUGUGGGCUUCCCCACGGUAGCCUUCCACACCAGGGAGGAUCAGGUUUUAGUGAGGGACAGAGUCCACAAGUUCCAUCAGCUUGGGGCCACAGCCAAGCCACCAAGAAGCAAGCUGCUAGCUGAAGACUACCAUUUGGAGCAGAUCCCAACGUGGCCUCAGAGUUCUCUCCAGCUGGGUCAGGUGUCAGGACUUGCCGUGGACUCGGAUGCUAACUUGGUCAUUUUCCACAGAGGGGACCACCGCUGGGGGGCGAGUUCUUUUAACAGCCAGGCGAGAUACCAGCAGAGGUCCCAAGGUCCUAUUCAGCAGUCCACCAUCCUGGUUGUGGACCCGGCCAAAGGCAACAUUCUGAAGGCGUCGGGCAGAGAUAUGUUUUUUUUGCCUCACGGAAUAACAACAGACGAGAAGAAUAAUUACUGGGUGACUGAUGUGGCUCUUCAUCAGGUGUUAAAAGUGAGCAGCGAUGGCAGAGACCGAGUGUUGCUGACGCUUGGAGAGGCGUUCACGCCAGGAAGCGACAAUAACCACUUCUGCAAGCCCACUGACGUGGCGGUAGAACCUGAGACCGGGAACAUCUUCGUCUCUGACGGCUACUGCAAUGCUCGGAUAAUGAAGUUCUCCGCUGAGGGAAAAUACAUGUUUCAGUGGGGAGCAGGCUCCACAGAAAGGAAGAGGCGCGUCCCGUUCCGAAUCCCCCACAGCCUGGUGUUCCUUCCUGACAGACGGGAAGUGUGUGUGGCCGACCGGGAGAACGGGCGCAUCCAGUGCUUCAUCGCCCAAACCGGAGAGUUUGUCAAGGAAAUUAUGAAAGAGGAGUUUGGAGGGGAGGUGUUCGCCAUCACCUACAGCCCCGCCGGAGAUGUAUAUAUAUUCGCAGAAAUAUAUGACUCUAUAUAUCGCUAUAAUCCACUCAGAGGUUUUGUAAUAGAUUAUUCAACCAUGGAUAUUUUGGACACCUUCAAACCAGAGAUAAAGGAAUUUAAAAUGCCUCACGACAUAGUUGAAACCAAGGGUGGAAGCGUCUUUGUCGGGGAUGUCGGCAGUGGAUCGGUCUUCAAGUUCACCAAUGAGAAGUCACAUCGCUCUGUCAAGAAGGCUGGAAUCGAGGUUGAAGAACUCGAUGAAAUUGAGACGUUUGUCCAAACCAAAGUGAGGCCGGAGUACAACGUGUCAAAGACAGCAGCCGUCCAGGAGAAGCAAACCGUGUCCCUUCAGCCUGAACCUCAGGACGAGGACGAGGAGGAGAAGAAGAAGAAGAAGAGUGCAGCCAAGCCCGGCAGAGAGCAGGCGGUUCUCCCAGCGGUCAUCACCACCCUGCUGCUCAUCCCGCUGCUGGUGGUCAUCUUCGUCGGAGUCUUCAUCUGCUGUAGAAAAAACCAUGCGUUUGAGGUGAAAACGGAACCCGGUUCUGUGAGAGGGAUCUUGGGAAAAAUAAGAGGUAUGGCUCUGUCGCGGUCUGACCUGGGGAACUUCUUUGCGUCCCGCAAGGGUUACAGUCGCCAGGGCUUCGACCAGCUGAGCACCGAAGGCAGCGACCAGGAGAGGAACGAGGCGGGCAGCAGCGACUCGGAGAACGAGGAGUACUCCGCUCUGCCACCUCCUCCGCCCUCGUCUUAGGCGCCAAUCUCCUGCUUACGCCGCCAAGAUGUACGUUAUUCAUCAUGUGUAUUGCUGUUGUGUUGGCUGCCAAUCUCGUUGUUUAUAUGAUUAAAAAUAGGUUGUAUAAAAGAGCAUAACUUCGAUGUAACCUUCAUGAGAUUGACCGCAGACUUGAUACAGCCUUGUUGACAAAAUUCAGAAGUCGCUACGACAGGUUGUUUCCCCCAAUCAAACUGCCUCUGGUGUAAUUAUCAGCACAAAGUCCUGGACAAAUGUUAAAAAUGUGUGCUGUCAGAUUCCGCCGAUGUUCAGGGAUUUGAAAAAUAUCAAUGAAAUUCUCCAAUCAAGUUAUUUUUUUUAUUUGAAGCAGAUGAAAACAGAUCUAAGCUGUAUUUUUAUUCAUACGACUUCCCAAAAUAACUUCAUUAGACACAGAAGUAUUUCAAAGUUACAUUAUUAUCUGUAGUCAACGGUACCUGUUUCACAGCCUGAAGGGUUGUGUUGUCAUGGCAACACCGUGAGCAUCACACGGUCACAGUUUGCUUUCUCCUGGCGCUGAAAUUCACUUUGUCUACCUGGUGCCCCUUCACAUGAAAUCCCCCUUAAUCACUUAUAACGUGCGUGUCAAUAUCGUCCAGAUCUACGGUUGGAUUUUAACGUCACAAGUCACCUGUCGGCUGUUUAUUUUGCUGUUCAGGGUUUUAAUUUGAGUCCGAACUAAACAUGAAAAUACUGUUUUUUUCAUUUCAAUAUCUGAGUAGGAAUUAAGUCGAGCAGGAUUAACUGGAUGCAUUUUGAUCUUAAAUAUAAGUGGUUUAAUAACAACGCUGAUAUUGCAUAUUGUUCAGGCUGUUUGGUUUUACUCUAUUAAAGCAACACAGCAAUUUAGAUCCACAUGAUUGUUUGCGCCAAGUUUUAGUUCAGUAACUAUUCACUUGUAUUUUGUGCCUUUUUACGUCUGUAUUCUGCCUUUCUUAAGCACUUGCCAUUACAAAAUGUACCGGAGAUGAGAACAGCUGCAGCUGCUAAAGCUACUACUGAAUUUAUUUCUCUUCCAUUCAAGGGAACAGAAAAUGGAUAUUAUUAUAUGUAUAUUUAUGUCUGUAUAUUUGUGUGUGCACAAUGCCAAUCAAACAGCCAAGUCUCAAGCACUGUAACUAUUACAUCGAUCUUACAAACUUCCAACAUUAUAAAGAAACUUUACAUUAAUUAACCACAUCGAAGUGGAAGUUUUAAACUCAUUACUAAGAAAUCAUCGGUAUUUUUGUGCUCUCUUUUGAAAUGCAAGCACUGCGGUCAAAACUUACUAUGGUGGAGUUGUUCAUCACAAAGAACAUUGUUCUUUAAUGAACAAACAUUGUAGUCAUUUAAAAAAAUCUGCACUACAUGUCCUUAAAUGAUUUAUUUCGCUGAAUAAUCUGGCAGUUUCUGGAUUAAUCAUCUGCAAAAUGUAUUGAUAAUUAUCCAUCUGUGUUCCCUUUAGCUCAAACUGAUCAAUGGAAAUAUAUUUUAUUCAAAACCCAAAGCUACUAAUGAUACAGUGCCGAUGAACCGGUGAGAAGUUCAUGAUAUUCUUCCUUAAAUUGUAAUUUGUUAGUCAAUCAUUCGUGGGCACAUCAAAUGUCCCACUGUUUCUUUACAACACAAGUGAACUUCGAUGGUAAGAAACAUGCUUCACUCAAACCAUCAGUCACAGGCCUCAAAGUGCAUCGGAAUCAAGGACAUGAGUAACACCAAUAAUUAUACAACAAUGAAUGUCAAUUAAUAAAAGACGAUCCAACACACACACAACUGGUUGCAUAGGGAGUAGGUCGCUUGCCAAAUCCAAAUAUUCACUUCUGUAUCCUCGGGUUUCUUUUAAUGUCCUCAAUAUUUCGUCAGCUAUUCUUAAAUUUCGUUUACAUUUCUCAGACCAUUAAAUAUUUCUAUUCUAUCAAUAUCUACUAUAUGUACCGAUCUGUAUUCGUGAUAUUACACUUUGUAUGGAUGACUUCGUUAAUGGCAUGCGCGAGAAAUUGCAUUCCAAUGUUGCAGUCACGUGUGGGCUAUCUGAUAUUUAUUUUGACACACUGGUUUUACUGCAAGAGUACUAUUUUUUAGUAACUGUUAUUUGUGUAAUAAAGUAUCUGCAAAGCAUCA